AUGGACAUGGGCGCUGCGGGUGCAUUCAGCCUGUUUUCUGAACGCGAUUACUAUACCACUCCUUCGGUACCCCAAUUCGCUAGAGAGCCUAGCUAUGUCAAACACCGUUUCUCCUACCUCAAUCCCCGAAUCGCCUUCAACGCUAUCAGAUCUGCGUAUAGCCCGACCUGGGACAUCGAGGCCGACGAGGGCGAGGAAGAGUAUACUGAGCCGGCCGUCGACUUACAGAUACCUGAGCGCGCCAAGCUCGCCGAAAUCCUCGGCAACCAGCCAGACAACUUAAGCUCCGCAGAGCUGCUCGAACUCCGCAUCCAGGCUGCUGAGCUCAUGGCCUCGUUGUGCGAUAAGCGAGAGACCAGAAAGAGAGACCGCAUCCGGCAGAGGGCACGGACCGAUGUUGCAGCGAAGGAGGAGUCUCCCGGGCUUGACCCCUUUCCACUGCUAAUGGAAGAAGCAAUGCCCACUCUGAAGCAUGUGCAGCAGCUAGGUGGCGUGAAGCAGAUGUCGUGCUACCACCCUAAGUGCAAGCAGGAGGCGUUGGAGUUCAAGCACUUGAACCACUUCAAGAACCACUUCCAGAAUCGCCGGGCAAAGGAGAAGCAGAUGAGGAAGAUUGCUGAGUUUGAGGCGCAGCAGGCUAGAGAGCGAGCCGCUUCCGAGUCCAAGUCAUCUGAAGGGCACGAUCAGGCCGUGGAAAGCGAAUUCUUUGAGCUGGAUAACCAACACCAAACCUCAAGUCUGUCUAGUGGGACAUUUGGAGAAGAAGACGACGAGGUUAGGGCCGAAAGCGACAGUUCCGCGUCUUCUACUCCCGGACCUGCCGAGCAGGACGCCGCCAAGUUCGGCGAGACUCUGGAGCCUGAUGCGGAUUGCUCUAUGCAAGUAAAACGCGAGGCAUUGCACUCGCCGGCUCACUAUAUAUAG
Molecule: messenger RNA, 924 nt
Organism: Canariomyces notabilis
Lineage: Eukaryota; Fungi; Ascomycota; Sordariomycetes; Sordariales; Chaetomiaceae
Exons: 4
Coding region: 1-924 (307 amino acids)
Source: RefSeq, a predicted model, not a curated record